Penicillium verrucosum is the source of this 1690-nucleotide messenger RNA. RefSeq lists its product as uncharacterized. The transcript is spliced from 7 exons. The record is from RefSeq and is a predicted model, not a curated record. Gene Ontology annotation, cellular component: cytoplasm. Gene Ontology annotation, molecular function: protein binding. Bases 20 to 1690 code for a protein of 556 amino acids. NCBI's taxonomy places the organism in Eukaryota, Fungi, Ascomycota, Eurotiomycetes, Eurotiales, Aspergillaceae.
AACAUCCCAACAUUACAACAUGCACGUGAACAAGAGAAUUGGUCGAUUCAAACAAUGGGCUGGAGAACGCAUGGGCGGAGAGGCCAAGACCUGUCUCUCGGAUGAUUUCAAGGCAAUGGAGACGGAGAUGGGCGUGCGACAUGAAGGCGUUGACCGCAUUCAUAAAUCCAUGACCUCUUAUGUCAAAGCUAUCUCGAAGCGCAAUGAGGGAGAUGACAAAGAGAAGACCCUCCCGAUUGCCCAUCUGGGGAGUAGCAUGGUGGCCCACGGCGAAGACUUCGAUGGGAACUCAGAAUACGGACAGUGUCUGAUCACAUUUGGUCGCACCGAGGAGCGCAUUGCGCGUAUCCAAGAAAGCUACAUCGCGCAGGCGACUUCAAGCUGGCUUGAAUCCCUGGAGAGAUCCCUGACUCAGAUGAAAGAUUUGCAGCAUGCUCGGAAGAAGCUCGACAGCCGACGGCUAGCGUACGAUACUUCGCUCUCUAAGAUGGAGAAGGCUAAGAAGGAGGACUUCCGCGUGGAGGAAGAACUACGCUCUCAAAAAGUGAAGUACGAGGAAGCUAGCGACGACGUGCUGCGUCGUAUGCAGGACAUCAAAGAAGCCGAAACCGACAAUGUUAUGGACAUGGGGACGUUUUUGGACGCCCAGCUUGAAUAUCAUGAACGGUCCCGUGAGGCUCUUAUGCAGCUCAAGAAUGAAUGGACAGGGCACAGCCAAGCACAGGCCCCUCCACGUCGUCCGACCCGGCCACGUGCCAACACUGCCCACUCGUACCAGGAACGCUACGAGCCAUUGCAGGAAGAGUUGAUGAAUGCCACCGACACUCGCCCUCCCAUCUAUUACGCCAUACUCCGAGUCCCCCCGCGAGAGACUUAUGGAAAUGCCAGUGGGGUUUCACGUCCCGUUCUCAGCAGGGUUCCCACCUUUGAAGGCCCAGCUCAACUGCGACAAGAACAAUCGCCAGUUGCAUCACAGUGGGUCCAGCAGCGGACUGCCAGCGAGAACCUGGGCGGGUUUGGACGUCGAGGCAGUGCCCAAGUUGGAAGCGGUCGACUCUCCGCUGACCCUUACGCCGACUCUGAAGAGGUCAGCUCAUAUGGCCGUUCUAGCCCCGAGCGGAUGUUUAGCGGUGGCAGGUCUAUAUCCCCAGCAACAUCUCACGGCAGCGUGCCAUCCCGGAGACCCAGCGCAACCAACUUGAACACUAUGGGAUCGAAGAAAGCUCCACCUCCACCUCCACCAUCUCGUGCGAAGAAGCCCCCUCCACCUCCUCCCGUGAAGCGGUCCCUCCUUGCGGCGCCAAAUGCAACUGCGCUGCCCCAGGCCACAAUCCAGCACGGGCCACUCACGUGCCUGCUGACUAACGUGCUUUGGAAAAAACUCCUUGCCAGGCUGUUGUCAGUCCUUUGCUCUGAGCACCCAGAUUUCCCCGAGCCUGUCGCGCAACUCCGUUCCCUCCCCAUCUCCAUUUUCAUCCAUCCACUUUUUGAACGCGCCAUCCCAACGCGCCUUCAACUUUUGAGUUCCCUUCCCACCUUGCCUUACCCUGGGAACUCGCCUCUUUACUCGCUUUCUUUGACUCCCUUGUCCCUGAAAGUACCCGCUCUCCCCCAUCGCAUCGGAAGCUCCGACCACGGCCCCAAACAUCACGCUUUCCAUCGCCAAGCAUCCCGUACAGUCGCCCACUGA